GCUCCCUGUCAGUGCGGUGGUUGCGCCGGGAAACAUGGCGUCGGAGGGGAUGAUUUUAACGAACCACGACCACCAAAUCCGUGUCGGGGUUCUCACAGUGAGUGACAGUUGCUUCAGGAACCUUGCUGAGGAUCGUAGUGGGAUAAACCUUAAAGAUCUGGUCCAAGACCCUUCUUUGUUGGGUGGGACUAUAUCUGCAUACAAGAUAGUGCCAGACGAAAUAGAAGAAAUCAAGGAGACGCUGAUAGAUUGGUGUGAUGAAAAGGAACUUAAUUUGAUUUUAACAACUGGAGGAACGGGGUUUGCACCACGAGAUGUCACUCCAGAGGCCACUAAAGAAGUAAUAGAGCGAGAAGCUCCAGGGAUGGCCCUGGCAAUGCUGAUGGGAUCACUUAAUGUUACUCCUCUGGGUAUGCUCUCUAGACCUGUAUGUGGAAUCCGAGGGAAAACUCUUAUAAUUAAUCUGCCAGGUAGCAAGAAAGGAUCACAGGAAUGCUUUCAGUUUAUACUGCCAGCCCUACCUCAUGCCAUUGAUCUUUUGCGGGAUGCAAUUGUAAAAGUAAAGGAGGUACAUGAUGAGCUUGAAGAUCUACCUUCACCACCACCUCCUCUUUCUCCUCCUCCAACCACCAGCCCUCACAAGCAGACAGAAGACAAAGGAGUACAGUGUGAGGAAGAGGAGGAAGAGAAGAAGGAUAGCGGAGUUGCCUCAACAGAAGACAGUUCUUCUUCACAUAUAACAGCAGCAGCCAUUGCAGCUAAGAAGUAUCCAUCCUACACCAGUUCAGCUGUUAUCAUGGCAAAAGGUGAACAGUCCAUCCCUGGUCUCAUCAGUUAUUGCCAUCAUGCAGCAGACAGUGCAGGAGAACCGAUUCCAGAUUCCAUCAUCUCUCGUGGUGUUCAGGUGCUCCCACGUGAUACAGCCUCCCUCAGUACUACUCCUUCAGAAUCUCCUCGUGCCCAGGCCACCUCUCGUCUCUCCACUGCAUCCUGCCCAACACCAAAAGUCCAGUCUAGGUGCAGCAGCAAGGAGAACAUCCUCAGAGCAAGUCACAGUGCUGUUGACAUUACCAAGGUAGCAAGAAGGCACCGCAUGUCUCCAUUCCCAUUGACAUCUAUGGACAAGGCCUUCAUCACAGUUCUGGAGAUGACCCCAGUGCUUGGAACAGAAAUCAUCAAUUACAGAGAUGGAAUGGGCCGAGUCCUUGCUCAAGAUGUAUACGCAAAAGAUAAUCUACCACCAUUUCCAGCAUCAGUAAAAGACGGCUAUGCUGUCAGAGCUGCUGAUGGCCCAGGAGAUCGAUUCAUCAUAGGGGAAUCCCAGGCUGGUGAGCAGCCAACUCAGACUGUGAUGCCUGGUCAGGUAAUGCGAGUUACAACUGGUGCUCCAAUUCCAUGUGGUGCUGAUGCAGUGGUGCAAGUGGAAGAUACUGAGCUCAUCAGGGAAUCAGAUGAUGGCACUGAAGAACUAGAGGUUCGAAUCCUGGUGCAGGCUCGACCAGGACAAGAUAUCAGACCUAUAGGACAUGACAUUAAAAGAGGUGAAUGUGUGCUGGCUAAAGGAACUCACAUGGGGCCAUCUGAGAUUGGUCUCUUAGCAACUGUUGGAGUAACUGAAGUAGAAGUUAACAAGUUUCCAGUGGUUGCAGUCAUGUCAACAGGGAAUGAGCUACUGAAUCCUGAAGAUGACCUCUUGCCAGGAAAGAUUCGGGACAGUAACCGUUCAACUCUCCUAGCUACAAUCCAAGAACAUGGCUAUCCAACAAUCAACUUGGGAAUUGUGGGAGAUAACCCAGAUGAUUUGCUGAAUGCACUGAAUGAGGGUAUCAGCCGUGCUGAUGUGAUCAUUACAUCAGGAGGUGUAUCUAUGGGGGAAAAGGACUAUCUAAAACAGGUGCUGGAUAUUGAUCUUCAUGCCCAGAUUCACUUUGGCAGAGUUUUUAUGAAACCAGGCCUGCCAACAACUUUUGCAACUCUGGAUAUUGAUGGUGUAAGGAAAAUAAUCUUUGCACUCCCAGGUAACCCUGUGUCAGCUGUUGUCACCUGCAAUCUCUUUGUUGUUCCUGCACUGAGGAAGAUGCAGGGCAUCCUGGAUCCUCGGCCCACCAUCAUCAAAGCCAGGUUAUCAUGUGAUGUAAAAUUGGACCCCCGCCCAGAAUAUCAUCGGUGCAUACUGACUUGGCAUCACCAAGAACCACUACCAUGGGCACAGAGUACAGGGAAUCAGAUGAGCAGUCGUCUGAUGAGUAUGCGCAGCGCCAAUGGACUGUUGAUGCUACCUCCAAAGACAGAGCAGUAUGUGGAGCUUCACAAGGGGGAGGUGGUGGAUGUCAUGGUCAUUGGAAGGCUAUGAUGUCACCAGCAAGAGCGAAGCUUUGAUGCAUGUCCACAUAUCAUUGACUGUAUCCUGUAAUAUGCAACGGCACAGCUAGUUUUUCCGAUUUGGAUAAAAGUUGAUCAGUAUAGUCAACACCUUGAAUUAUAUUUCAAAUGGAAUUUAAAUAAAUACCUUUAAAAAAAAAAACCUUUAAAACAAAUCUUAACAAAGAAAUUUAUUCUGAUUAUAUCAAAGCAACUUUUUCCUUUCCUUGCAAUUGCUUUGUGUGUUCAAUGCUAGUUCUAAUAGCAGUAGCUUUUAGUAGACAGCAGUAGGUGCCUGCAGAACUUGUGUUUUUUCUCAUCUUUAAGAUAAAACUACUUAUGCUCUUAAGACAAGGCUGUCUCUUAUUUAUACUAGUGUAGACAACACUUGGAUUUCCCUUAUUAGUAUGCUUCAUAACCGCUUCACAGAGAGCUUCUGCUUGUUCUUUAUCUUGUAUCUCGUGUUGAUGUGCACAGUGCCAAAAGCAGAGUGGCUAUGCUGGGAACCCAAUGGAGCCCUGAGGUUUUCUCACCUCUCGGCGCAUUCAGGGAUCUCUCUUGUCCCAGCAGCCACCCAGCUCAGUACUCUUGGGCAGUAACUGGAUACCUUUUAUUUCAACAAACAAACAAAAAAUUGCUUCCUUAAGUGCUGACAGCCUUUUUAACCAAUACAUUUAAAAAUGUACAGAACUAAAACCUAAAAAAAAAUCAAAGACCGAUCUUGUACAGAUAUUAGUGUUACCAGCAUUCGUGUGGAAAUUAAAUGAGCAGAGAAAUAAAACUAAUGUUAAACAACUCUGUACCAUAACAUUUUCUGUAAUGAUAUUGAAACAAAUGAAUAAAAAA
Messenger RNA from Colius striatus (speckled mousebird), 3207 nucleotides. RefSeq names its product gephyrin (gene GPHN). Gene Ontology annotation, molecular function: molybdopterin molybdotransferase activity. The transcript is spliced from 23 exons. Gene Ontology annotation, biological process: glycine receptor clustering; Mo-molybdopterin cofactor biosynthetic process; postsynaptic neurotransmitter receptor diffusion trapping. The coding region runs from base 35 to 2353 and encodes 772 amino acids. Gene Ontology annotation, cellular component: postsynaptic specialization; dendrite; cytoplasm. The record is from RefSeq and is a predicted model, not a curated record. Lineage: Eukaryota; Metazoa; Chordata; Aves; Coliiformes; Coliidae.